Molecule: messenger RNA, 1227 nt
Organism: Nannizzia gypsea CBS 118893
Lineage: Eukaryota; Fungi; Ascomycota; Eurotiomycetes; Onygenales; Arthrodermataceae
Exons: 3
Coding region: 1-1227 (408 amino acids)
Source: RefSeq, a predicted model, not a curated record
AUGGCAACUCGUAUGUCUACCCGACAUGCAGCGGCCAAGGCAAAUGAAGCUCUGCACGAAAAUGCACAGCAGGGCAGGAGGAAAUCAGUCGAAGCAGGCCAGAAACGCAAGGCUACAUCUAAGAAAGACGUUCCGGAACCGAAGCGAGAGAAGCAUACGAAAGAUGACGCUCAGAAAUCCGCAGAUGACGCAGUAAUAAAAGAGGAGCCCGCGAGAGAUACUACAUCCCACAGUGAGCAAGAAAAACGGGAGGCUAGGAAGCCACAGGCUCAUUAUGCAUAUGUGAAAGACGAGGAAGCUGAACAAUCAAGCGAGGUGAAGCCCUCUGAUGUUCCCUCUAAGAAAGAACCAAAGGAAACCCCAGUCACAAAGUCAGAAGAAAGCUCCCGAGAUGCGGGUAUACCAUCCAACAUUAUGGAGGAGGGGAUCAUCUAUUUCUUUUUCCGGGGUAAAGUUGGCGUUGAAGAACCAACAGGCCUUGACGAAGUCGCCCGCACCUUUAUAGUCCUGCGUCCACAACCGCUUGGAGCUAAGCUAAGCGCCGGGCUCGCUGGGGGUGGAAACAACUGUCGACUUCUCUUGCUGCCUAAGAAAACAGUCCCCACAUCGAGCCACGAGAAGUACAUGGGGUUUGUUGAGAAAGCAGGGACCGACUUGAAGACUCUGAAGGAAUCGUUCUUGGGUGAAGAGUAUGAGACCAAGACGAGGGGCACGCAAUUUUCACCCACAGCUACCCCGUUAGCCGAAGGGGUUUAUGCGCUUACCUCUACCCCAAGGACUUCACACUUGGCGUACAUCUUGACUAUACCAAAAGAGCUAUCCCAAGUUCAGAAAGAUUUUGGUCUACGGGAGAAAGGUUCUUUCAUUGUGGCCUCGAAGAAUCCCAAGUAUCCUGGCCCCUCUAGUGCAAGGCUACCAAAAGCACCAGACUAUCCACAGAGUGUGAUGGAUGACUUCCGCGAUCUCCGCUGGGUUCCUCUUGAGCCAAAAUUUAUUGACUAUCCCAAUGCACAAUUUAUGAUGCUAGGCGAAGCGCAAGGCCACCUGGGCAAGGGAGGUAUGACCGAGGGGAAGGCUCUAGAACAGGAGGAUGCGGGUGAGGAACUCGAGCACCUUGAGCUUGAGAAUGAAAUACGGGCUGGGUCGUUAAAUGAGAGUGAUAAGGUUUUCGAAGAUCUUGGACUCAGCGCAAAGCAGUUUCCGCAGGUUCCAACGACGUGGGAGUAG